Myripristis murdjan (pinecone soldierfish) is the source of this 1122-nucleotide messenger RNA. It is a transcript of the gene rnaseh2b, whose product is annotated as ribonuclease H2, subunit B. Gene Ontology annotation, biological process: RNA catabolic process. The record is from RefSeq and is a predicted model, not a curated record. Lineage: Eukaryota; Metazoa; Chordata; Actinopteri; Holocentriformes; Holocentridae. Bases 119 to 1036 code for a protein of 305 amino acids. The transcript is spliced from 11 exons. Gene Ontology annotation, cellular component: nucleoplasm; ribonuclease H2 complex.
UUUUCUGCGCUCAGGUCAGAUGGUUAGGGAAAAGUAGCCAUUACAUUUAGCAGCGGUGCAGCAUUGUUUUUAGCAUAACCGUAGCAGUUUUGGGAUUCAUUUCAAACUGUUUCAAAGCAUGGCUACAAAAAAGAAGCACACGCCUAACACACAGAAUGACAGCUGGGUUGUCAUUGCUGCAGACUCUGCUAUCGACACACAGAAACAUGACAGUGGCCCUGCUUUCGUCAAACUAAGAAAUCCCUCAACAGAUUCAGCAUCUCUGUACAUGCUGGGAAGUGACGUGCAGCUGUAUGAGGUCAAAGCAUUUAAAGAAGAUUUCCACUCCUGGUUUAUUGGCCAGACAGUACAGAGAGAUGGGAGACUUCUGUAUAUUACCCCAGUAGACCCCUUGUUUCUCAUUUUGCCCUAUUUGAUGAAGUCUGGUAAAGAGGGGAAGUUUCAGCGUUUGGAUCAGGUGGUGAUGGAUGAGGAAUUCCCAGCUUGCUCAAGGCUGCUAAGCUGCACACGGUCCUUGGCCUCGCUGCACCACAUCGCAGAGGAGAAAGAGGUGGGAGGCCAGAAAUUCCAUCGAUACAGCCAGGAAAGGACAAUGGACUGGUUAAAGAAAAAGGUGGAGAGGACAGUGACUGCCCUGAAGAAGAGUAACGUCUCUGUGGGAGAAGGAGUCAAAUCUGCAACAUAUGUAAGAGUGAAGCAGGAUUCAGACGCCAAUGAGGAGGAUUACCUGCGCUAUGCCCAUGGCCUGAUAUCUGAAUACAUCAGUGGAGACCUGAGCAAAGCCCUCCUCGGACACUUGCAGUUACCAGAGCUCACAAGCCCCAAAGAGACAGAACCACCUUCCAAGAAGCGGAAACUUUCAGACAAGCCAGUGGAGGCCGGAGAGGACUACACCAAAUUCAACAGUGCAGACUUUGCGCGGAAACCACCGAAGAAAAUGACUGCUGCUCAGAAAACUCUGGCUAAGGUGGACAAGACAGGCAUGAAGACUAUGGCAUCCUUCUUCAGCCCCAAAGUCAAAACAGAAAACAAAUGAAUGUUCUGAUGUACAGUAUCUGGUUUGUACCUUAGAGAGAUGUGCAUACAACACUUUUUGUAAUAAAGAAAAGAAAAUAUAUUUGA